GGCCCUCGCGCCGCCGCGCGCAGAGAAGAUGGCGGCCGCCACGGGGCGUGCGGCGGGAGCGCCGGCGGGAUACACGGGUGAGGGGCAGCGCGGGGCACCGGGAGCGGGGCCGGCGGGAUACGCGGCUCUGGCGGUGAAGUUCGCGGAGCGGCAGCGCUCGCACCACUGCCUGUUGGUGAAGGAGCACCAGGUGCGGGAAGGGGCCGACACCGCGCACCCGCCUCGCCGCACCCUCUUCGUCCUCAACGUGCCCCCGUACUGCGGCCCGGACUCUUUGUCUAGGCUGUUCUCUCGCUGCGGGCAUGUGCAGUCUGUGGACAUCUGUGACAAGCCAGGGCCAGGAGAGAAAAAAGAUAAACUGGCGUCCAAAUUCUUCGACCACAAAACUCUAAAGGGAUUUCAAGUAGCAUACGUGGUGUUCAGGAAACCAGCAGCUGUCCAGGCAGCCAAGGCUCUAUCACAGGAAGGUCCCUUGCUAAUAUCAACAGAGAGCCACCCUGUGAAAACCGGCAUUAGCAAGUGGAUCGCCAGCUAUGAGGCCUCCAUCGUGGAUCCGAAGGAGCUGAAGGCUGAGGUGGAUGCCUACAUGCAAGACUAUGAUAAAAAGAUGGCAGAGGAAGAAGCCAAAGCCGCCAAGGAGGAGGGUGUUCCGGAUGAGGAGGGCUGGGUGAAGGUGACCCGGAAGGGCCGAAAGCCCGGCCUGCCCCGGACAGAGGCUGCCAACCUGCGCGUGCUGGAGAAGGAGAAACGGAAAAGGGCCCGCAAAGAGCUGCUCAACUUCUAUGCCUGGCAGCAUCGCGAGAGCAAGAGAGAGCACAUUGCCCAGUUGAGGAAGAAAUUUGAGGAGGACAAGCAGAGGAUCGCACUGAUGCGAGCCCAGCGCAAGUUUCGGCCGUACUAGGUUGUGCUGAGCUGGUCUUCAGGUGCCUGUGCUGGAGAGGGUAGGACAGAUGCCUAUUGACUCCAUUUGCCAAAGGAUUUUGAGGAAUUGAGGCAGCUUUGGGUUGCCUCUACCCUUGGAUCUGAAAUGGGAGAACCCAGCAACUGCUGCUGGAGGAGAGUUCCCUUUACUUGCACCAGCAUCCUCCUGCUCUUCUGUCAUUCAGCCCCAUGGCACCACUUCUCAGGGUGUUCAUGUCAAGGGGCUGAGGCACAUCCUGUGACAACCUGUAUCUCCCUGCCACCCAAAACCACACCUCCUAAAGCUUGGUGAGAACUGGGAUUGACCUAGCGCAGCCUCUGCAGGGGCAGGGAAUGGCUGAAGAACUGUAAAUAAACUGCUGCUACUGUUUUCAGAACAUGGGAAUGCUUCUUUCUCCCCUCUGGUCUCCUGUGAGAAACAGCUUCCUGUGUGCUGAGGUGGUGGUAAAAAUCAUGGCUUGUAACCAGGUGCUCCAUUGCACAUUUUGUUGAAAGAAUGAGCAGUGAAGUGACUUUAGGAAAAACCUAACUGCAACUUGUUGUCACAAGGAAAGAGCAGUGGUUUGGUACAGAGCCCUACCCCUUCUCUUGGUGAUUCCCUCCCUGGCCAAGUGUUGCAGUGCCCAGUCAUCCAGCUGUGCAUGGAGCUCUGCAGCCAUGUCUAGGCCACAGAAAAUUCCUGAUACCCAGCACUGUUGCAAGAAUAAAUGCCACUUUGAGCAGCCUGGUUUGGAAGGAGAAACCAGACUCUCCAUGCCCUGUUUCCACUUAACCUGUCCCCAGCCCUCAGAAAGCAGGUAAGGAUAGCAGCAGGCAUGUUUAGGUGUGGGACAGUGGUUUUGUACUGCUCCUGUAGCAUUUGUGCAGCUCUGGAAUAGUGGUAGGUCUGUGAUCAAAGUAACCCAUGCAGUCCCAGGCUUUUACACAUUCAUUUUACUAUCUGCAGCCUCACUAGAGAUGUGACCAUGGAAUGUAAGGUGGAAAUGGUGGUAAAUUCCAGAGAGCUGAGAUAAAAUUGAUUUAUCCUUUCCUAAAAACCGACUGCAAAUACAGUUGUGUUGCUUGCAGAGAUGACAGGCCUGCCUGCUUCAGUGGGCUCUUUGCAUCAAUUUAACUGGGAGGCAGAUCCUUAAUAAGGCC
This is a messenger RNA of Pyrgilauda ruficollis (rufous-necked snowfinch), 2061 nucleotides long. RefSeq names its product ribosomal RNA processing 7 homolog A (gene RRP7A). Lineage: Eukaryota; Metazoa; Chordata; Aves; Passeriformes; Passeridae. The transcript has 7 exons. Gene Ontology annotation, cellular component: CURI complex; UTP-C complex. Gene Ontology annotation, molecular function: RNA binding. Gene Ontology annotation, biological process: rRNA processing; ribosomal small subunit assembly. The coding region runs from base 29 to 901 and encodes 290 amino acids. The record is from RefSeq and is a predicted model, not a curated record.